UGGGUUUUUUUUAUCCGAAGAGCGUCAAGUUUUCUAUCUUUGUUUGCCCCCCUCUUGUCUAAUCUCACACCUAAAGCGGCUGCUCGCUCGCAGGUUAAACGAGGGACAAGCUGUUUUGUUUUCAGCGUUGCUAUUUCAAUUGGCCAGUUUUCCUGCUCGACUUAGCCUGUGGAGGUGGUUGGUAGGUAGGCUGGUACUAAGUGCGUGUGUGUGUUGUGUGUGUGUGUUUGUGUGUGUGUGUGUACGUAUGUGAGGACAGUGUGUGCAGCUGAAAGCCGGUUACCUAAAAGGGCUGUGCCAGGCCAGGCCAAAGUGGGUUAAUAAAAAUAACCAGCGUAGGAGCAGCGACAAUCCAGGAGUGCAGGCAGAGGAGUUAGAGAGAUGCAGAGAGAGAGAACGGAGAGACAAGAGUAGAAGAAUCUGUCGCUGGUGGUUUACCUGAGAUUAAGUCUUUCUGUUAUGAGGACGGCAGGAUGGAGUUCCCAGACCACAGCAGACAUUUACUUCAGUGUCUGAGCGAGCAGCGGCACCAGGGCUUCCUGUGUGACUCCACGGUGCUGGUGGGCGAUGUCCAGUUCCGGGCCCACCGUGCUGUGUUGGCCUCAUGCAGCAUGUACUUUCACCUCUUCUACAAGGACCAGCUGGACAAGAGAGACGUAGUGCACCUCAACAACGACAUUGUCACGGCCCCGGCCUUUUCCCUGCUCCUGGAGUUCAUGUACGAGGGCAAGCUGCAGUUCAAGGACCUUCCCGUAGAGGAUGUGCUGGCAGCGGCCAGCUACUUGCACAUGUAUGACAUAGUCAAGGUGUGUAAGAAACGUUUGAAGCAGAAGGCCACGGCGGAGGCGGACAGCACGCGCAGAGAGGAAGACGGUGGAUCGAGCUGCUCCGAUAAGGCUGACAGUCUAUCAGACGGGUCUAUAGGCCGGCCGGCUACAGCUGAUCUGCUGCACAGUGAUGAAGAAGAGGAGGGGAAAGCCGAGGGAGGACCACUGUGGCUGAGGCUGCCGUCAGCAGACAGACCAGGGACACCAGCCAUGGCUACAACCAGCCCAGGACAUGGCGAGGCGGAGAUGCAGGGCGGAGAAGCGAUCGGGGAGGGAGGGAAGCUUCUCUCCCCGGCCGGCAGCCCCACCAGCUCCACUGGAUCCCUCUCACAGAGGUCCCACCGCUCCGUGAGCUCUCGUGGAGGGCACAGAGGCAGGAGGGUGUCAAACGACGCGGCUGACUGCGUCCUGGAUCUGUCAGUCAAGCCGAUUGCCGGUAGCAACCACAGUAACCACCACCAGUCCUAUUUCAGUGGGGCAGCUACACCGGACAGCCUCCAAAGCCCAUUGGCUGUGAGGGUGAAGGUGGAGAGGGGUGUGGCUUCAGAUGAGGAAGAGGAACUGGGAGGUGGGGACUAUGACAUGGAGCACAGCGGCAUCCCCAAGGCGACGGUUCCCAGCACCAACGGGGGCCUGACCCACCACGGGGUCGGAGGGCCUCUGUCGGCCCAGCGGAGGCUCGGCCUGGAAGCUCACCUGUCGGCUCUGCGAGAGGCCUCUCUGGCCUCAGAGCUGGAGCGGGAGGAGAAGCCUUCGGCCACGGCAGACGACGAGGACAUACUGGGGGGUGAAAACGAGCGCGCCCAGGCCGAGGUGGCCAGCAUGGAUAGUUCCUUGCUCCCCUACGUCUCCAACAUGCUGUCAGCUCAGCACACCCAGAUCUUCAUGUGCCCGCUGUGUAACAAGGUUUUCCCCUCCCCGCACAUCCUCCAGCUCCACCUCAGCUCCCACUUCAGGGAGCAGGAGGGCAUCCGCUCCAAGCCCGCCGGAGACGUCAACGUGCCCACCUGCACCAUCUGCAGCAAGACCUUCUCCUGCAUGUACACGCUGAAGCGCCACGAGCGGACACACUCCGGUGAGAAACCCUACACCUGCACCACCUGCGGCAAGAGCUUCCAAUACUCACACAACCUCAGCCGCCACGCAGUGGUGCACACGCGCGAGAAGCCGCACGCUUGCAAGUGGUGCGAGCGGCGCUUCACGCAGUCCGGGGACCUCUACCGACACAUUCGCAAGUUCCAUUGCGAACUGGUCAACUCGCUGUCAGUGAAGAGCGAACCACUGGCACUGCCCAAUGUCAGGGAUUGGGCGAUUGAGGACAGUUCCCAGGAACUGUGGAAGUAGAAACAGACUGCUGGGUUUGAAGAAGGGAAAGAGAGCGCGGAGUGAAAUAAGGGCAGAGAGGCAUGGGGAGGUGAAAGGGAGGUGGCGAUGUUUGAUAUUCGGGGUUCAAGUGAGUCAUGUUCUUGUGUGUGUCGCAAAAUCUCAUUCAAUUGCACUUUAAUAGCACAUGAAAAUGUUACUACUGAGUUUUUUUUGUUGUUGCUGUUUUGGGGUAAUUUUGUUUUUAUUAUAUUCUGAACUUUUUUUAUUUUAUUGGCAUACGUUCUGUUUGGUGGUUUGCAUUGCGUCUGAGGACAUGGGUCCCACAGUGAGAAUGUCUCGCCUUUUUAUUCCCACCCCCCCCCCCCCUCCCUCUCUCUCCCCUCUCCCCUGAAGAAUAUUUCACUCUGGUUCAUCUCAGACACUCCCCGACGCUGGCCAGCGUUGUCGGUCCCAGUUCCACAGACGAGCAAACACCACCGCAGGAGUUCAGGUCGAACACACUGAAGUGAAAAAAAAAAAAAAAAAAGCAUUAAAAUACACUAAACGGGUACUGUGAUCACAAGUCGAUAACCACCACCACACGCACACACACACACGGUUUGAAGAAGUGUGUGUGUGAAUGUGCGUGCGUGCGUGAUACUGCACUACUCUGGCAAAAAUUUUCACCUGACGUGCGUGAGUGUGUGUGUGAGUGUGUUUUUUCGUGUGUGUGUGUGUGUAUCAAUUUUUAUUUUCUAACUGGCAUGGAGGUGUCGUUGGCGAAGCGCUGCCCGCUUCUCUCGUUUAAGCUCUUUGGUGGCGUCGUGUGUUCAGGGUAAAGCUGACUGACUGACAGACAAACUGAUGGCACUCAUGCAAUGCACAGCCUCCUUUUUUUCACUUCCAAUCAAUUUGAAGUAUUUUCUAAAAAUGAAAAAGACCUUUACAAAUUAUUAUAAUAAUUAUUAUUAUUAUUAUUGUUAUUAAUAGAAUUGUUUUUCUUAAAUGUAGCUGGCAGUCUUUAAAAUCAUCUCUUGUUAAAAGGUAUUUAAUUUAAGGUUGUUGUAUAUUGUUCUGCUAUAGUUUUAGGACUUUAAUCCGUUACUUUUUUUUUUUUUUUUAAAUUAAUGAUUAUUAUUUUUAUUAAUUUUGUUACUUUUUUUGUAAUGGGACCUGCUGUUGUUGCAUGACGUCCAAACCUGUAUAUUUUAAAAUAAAAAAAAUGUGAAUUUGCUGUAUUACUGUACACAUUGUAAUUGAUCAAAUAUUUGACAAUGGGCUUUUUCCUUUUUUUUUCUUUUCUUUUCUUUGUGAAUACUACUCCAGGGUGCGGUCUGUUGAAAAACUGAAUAUUAUUCUCACGACUAUGGAAAAAAAAUGCAUGAACAUUUGAUUUUUGUCUUAAACCUUUUAAGUUGUGGUUUUUGCAUCGGGGCGGGGGGAAGGGGGAAUGUUUGAACAUGAACACUUUUGACAGUGGAAAGUUUUUUUUGUUUUUUUGUUUUUUUUUCUCAGUUUUCUACUCGUCGUAGGUCUGUCGCUGGGCUCCUAGAAGAAUGUUACCGAAUGUGUUUCCGUCGGAUGUUGAAGCGAUAUGAUGAAGCAUUUUAAGCCUGUGUCUAUAUGCACUGAUCUCUCUGCUGCGCAUGUGUGUGUGUUUGUGUGUGUGUGUGUGUGUGUGUGGGGCUUGGUUAUUACCAGUCAAUUAAACCUACUGAAGAUCUACGUCCACCCAGCACUUCCUGCUCCUGCUCCUCCUCAGGCGUUAGAUUUCUCCACUGCUGUAUGUUUGUUUUUCCCACCUCUCAUGCCUCCGUCCUCUCCAAGCCAUUUUCUUAAUUAUCUCUAAGCUCACUGGAGACUUAUUUCAGGUCUGUCGAGUGCAGUCACGUGGCUCUGGCUUGGCUAAAAAAGUGUGAAGAAUAACGGAGAGACAGAGAGAGAGAGAGAGAGAGAGAGAGAAGCUGAAACUGAGCUGUCCUGCUGAAAGUUGAAGGGUCAGAUAUCUUUGUCGCACCGUUGAGUCAUGUCGAGCCGAGCUGUGCUGAGCUGAACGGGGCCGUGCUGAUUCAGUGCAAUAACCCACUUCAACUCAGCGCAGCGUAUAUCACAUUAGACGCAGCGGUGUGUGUGUGUGUAUGUAUGUGUGUGUGUGUGUGUGUGUGUUUUCCUCUUUAAACAUCUUCACUUUGAGAUCGAUGGGAGAGAAUUGGCAUGCCUGAAUGCACCUUUUUAAGCUCAAAGACAUGAAAUCAGAUUUUUUUGCUGAAAAGAUGCCUUUAUUAAAAAAAAAAACCUUAAAAAAAACAACAUUUCUGGCGCUAUGGAAGUAUUUGAUACUGUAGAGCAUUGGGAAAUAAUUGUUUAAAAUCAUGUAUAAAUUCAUUGAAUUUAUCAGAAAAUGAUGUCUUAUAUUUUGCUCAUGUGAUUGGAAAACUUUUUUUUUUUUUUGGUAUGUGAAUGUUGUAUUUACGUUCGGGCUACAUCAGUUUAACGUUUUCUUCAACCUCCACCUUCGUAUCUCAAACAUUCUUGGGUUAUAAUUAAAAAAAAAAAGAACGUUCAAGCGUUUAUACGUUGAGAUACGAGGAGGUGAACGCUCCACAUCUCCCCUCAGUCCGAUGUGUGUGUGUGUAUGUUUGUAUAUGUAUGUGUGCAUUCCUCCAUUGAUGUGCAUGUGGUGGGUGGGUGGGUUGGUCGUAUGUGCCGUCCUGUCAUCUGGUGGCAUCGGCUCAUUUUUAAAAAAUCUCUUGUUACUUCUUCACUGGCAGCGUCUCUGCAUAUGGACUCACUCCAUCCUGCUGUUGUUUUCUCUGGUUGUACUUGACCGCCUUAAACUGCUGUAGUCCGGGCUGUUUUUUUUGUUUUUUUCUUGAAGUGUGAGUGUUGGGGUGGAGUUGUGGGAGCGAUGUCAACCGCUCAAGACGCUGUGAAGUAACCACCCUGUCAUGAAA
Larimichthys crocea (large yellow croaker) is the source of this 5086-nucleotide messenger RNA. It is a transcript of the gene zbtb18, whose product is annotated as zinc finger and BTB domain containing 18. NCBI's taxonomy places the organism in Eukaryota, Metazoa, Chordata, Actinopteri, Sciaenidae. The transcript is spliced from 2 exons. Bases 474 to 2171 code for a protein of 565 amino acids. Gene Ontology annotation, molecular function: DNA-binding transcription factor activity, RNA polymerase II-specific; protein binding. Gene Ontology annotation, biological process: regulation of transcription by RNA polymerase II. The record is from RefSeq and is a predicted model, not a curated record. Gene Ontology annotation, cellular component: nucleus.